CCGCCCCCUCAUGAAUAAUUAACACCCUCAUUAGCGCCGUGACGCAGCCGCGCGGUGACGCCCGAACGCGCAGGAACGAACGGGAGCGGCCGCCGCCAUGUGCGACUUCUCGGAGGAGCAGACCGCGGAGUUCAAGGAGGCGUUCCAGCUCUUUGACCGCACGGGGGACGGGAAGAUCCUGUACAGCCAGUGCGGGGACGUGAUGAGGGCGCUGGGGCAGAACCCGACCAACGCCGAGGUCAUGAAGGUGCUGGGGAACCCCAAAAGCGAUGAGAUGAACGUGAAGACGCUGAGCUUCGAGCAGUUCCUGCCCAUGAUGCAAACCAUCGCCAAGAACAAGGACCAGGGCUGCUUCGAGGACUACGUGGAGGGGCUCAGGGUGUUCGACAAGGAGGGCAACGGCACCGUCAUGGGCGCCGAGAUCCGCCACGUGCUCGUCACCCUGGGUGAGAAGAUGACCGAGGAGGAGGUGGAGCAGCUGGUGGCCGGCCACGAGGACAGCAACGGCUGCAUCAACUACGAGGCCUUUGUGAGACACAUCUUGUCAGGGUGACGCCUCGCAGGGAGCUGGUCCGGAUGGUGCUGAGCGGAUGAAGACCCCUCCCCAUUAUUUUAUACACCCCCUCCUCUCCAUUAUCUCAUUAUCUGCCCCCUCCUCACUUGAUUUUGUGCCUUUUCCCUCAUUUCUGUGUCACCCCCGAGCCCCUUCCCCUCAGCCCCACCGGCUAAAUUAUUGCUGCACAGCAUCAAAUAAAUCAGAUCAAGGCUC
Molecule: messenger RNA, 769 nt
Organism: Camarhynchus parvulus
Lineage: Eukaryota; Metazoa; Chordata; Aves; Passeriformes; Thraupidae
Gene: MYL6
Product: myosin light chain 6
Exons: 7
Coding region: 98-553 (151 amino acids)
Cellular component (GO): myosin II complex
Molecular function (GO): calcium ion binding; structural constituent of muscle
Source: RefSeq, a predicted model, not a curated record